This is a messenger RNA of Hemicordylus capensis (graceful crag lizard), 1014 nucleotides long. Its product is annotated as histone H2A type 2-C-like. The record is from RefSeq and is a predicted model, not a curated record. NCBI's taxonomy places the organism in Eukaryota, Metazoa, Chordata, Lepidosauria, Squamata, Cordylidae. The transcript has 3 exons. Gene Ontology annotation, molecular function: structural constituent of chromatin; DNA binding; protein heterodimerization activity. The coding region runs from base 80 to 472 and encodes 130 amino acids. Gene Ontology annotation, cellular component: nucleosome.
GGCAUAAAACCCCCCGUGAGCUUUAGAUUUCUUAUUUUUCGUUUGCUCUUUUCUAAGAAAGUAAGUUGUGGUAACUAAAAUGUCUGGUCGCGGCAAGCAAGGAGGCAAGGCAAGAGCGAAGGCCAAGUCCCGCUCUUCUCGCGCUGGGCUGCAGUUCCCCGUCGGCCGCGUCCACCGUCUGCUCCGCAAAGGCAACUACGCCGAGCGCGUGGGGGCCGGCGCCCCAGUCUACCUGGCUGCUGUGCUCGAAUACCUGACGGCUGAGAUCCUGGAGCUGGCGGGCAACGCCGCUCGCGACAACAAGAAGACCAGGAUCAUCCCCCGCCACUUGCAGCUGGCCAUCCGCAACGACGAAGAGCUCAACAAACUCCUGGGCAAAGUCACCAUCGCUCAGGGCGGCGUCUUGCCCAACAUCCAGGCGGUCCUCUUGCCCAAAAAGACCGAAAGCCACAAAGCCAAAGGACUACUGUGACUGUAAAAGCUGCAGGAAGGCAGGCGUUCAACAGGGUGGUUCUGAAGACAUACAGGGGCAGAAGAGACCACACGUGGUACCCGGAACUCCUUGGAAGAAGAACGGGAUUAAAAAUAUAUAGAAAGUCAUACCAAUUUGUUUGCAAGGUGAAUGGUCCUAUUUCGAAGGGUAACAACAAAAUAGGGUGAUACUUGACAGCACCCAAGUGGUUCUGAAUAUUGAGAUAAAACAGCUCAAUCCCCCCCUAAACUGGAGUGGUUUUGUCCUGAGCAGAUGGAGGAGAGCUGGUCUUGCAGUAGUGGGCAUGAAUUGUCCCCUUUGCUAAGCAAAGUCUGUCAUGGUUUGUAUUUGGAUGGGUGACUAUCUAUUGUAAGAUAUUCCCCUUUGGGGAUAGGGUCAUAGUUCGGUGGUAGAACAUCUGCUUACAUGCAGAAGGUCCCAGGUUCAAUCCUGGCAUUUGCUAGGCAGGACUGGGAGAGACUCCUGUCUGAAACCAUGGAGAGCCACUGCCAGUCAAUGCAGAUCGCACUGAGCUAAAUGGA